This is a messenger RNA of Neoarthrinium moseri, 1005 nucleotides long. RefSeq lists its product as uncharacterized. Bases 1 to 1005 code for a protein of 334 amino acids. The transcript is spliced from 3 exons. Lineage: Eukaryota; Fungi; Ascomycota; Sordariomycetes; Amphisphaeriales; Apiosporaceae. Gene Ontology annotation, molecular function: GTPase activity; molecular adaptor activity; GTP binding. Gene Ontology annotation, biological process: cytoskeleton-dependent cytokinesis. Gene Ontology annotation, cellular component: cell division site; septin ring; septin complex. The record is from RefSeq and is a predicted model, not a curated record.
AUGGCCGCCCCGACCGUCUACCCCGACACCCACGUCGGUUUCGACAGCAUCACCAACCAGAUCGAAAAGAAGCUCCUGAAGAGAGGUUUCCAGUUCAAUGUCAUCUGCGUCGGCCAGACCGGUCUCGGCAAGUCGACCUUGAUCAACACCAUCUUCGCCUCCCACCUGAUCGACUCCAAAGGUCGCAUGGUCCCCGAUGAGCCCAUCCGCUCCACCACCGAGAUCCACCCCGUGUCGCACAUCAUCGAGGAGAACGGCGUCCGCCUGAAGCUCAACAUUGUCGACACCCCCGGCUACGGCGACCUCGUCAACAACGACCGCUGCUGGGACGCCAUCGUCAAGUACAUCAAGGACCAGCACUCGGCCUACCUGCGCAAGGAGCUUACCGCCCAGCGUGAGCGCUACAUUCAGGACACCCGUAUCCACUGCUGCUUGUUCUUCAUCCAGCCCUCGGGCCACUCCCUGAAGCCCAUCGACAUUGUCGUCCUGAAGAAGCUGUCCGACGUCGUCAAUGUCGUCCCCGUCAUUGCCAAGGCCGACUCCCUGACUCUGGAGGAGAGACAGGCCUUCAAGGAGCGCAUCAAGGAGGAGUUUGCCUUCCACAACCUCAAGAUGUACCCCUACGACAGCGAGGAGCUGGACGAUGAGGAGCGCGCCAUCAACACCGAGAUCAAGAGCCUUGUUCCCUUCGCUGUUGUCGGCUCGGAGAAGUCCAUCAUUGUCAAUGGCAAGCAGGUCCGUGGACGCCAGAACCGCUGGGGCGUCAUCAACGUAGAGGACGAGAACCACUGCGAGUUCAUCUACCUCCGAAACUUCCUCCUCCGCACCCACCUGCAAGAUCUCAUCGAGACCACGUCGCAAAUCCACUACGAGACUUUCCGUGCCAAGCAGCUGCUGGCACUCAAGGAGAGCAGCGCACAGGGUCACGGCAGCAGGCCCAUCUCUCCCGCCGCCGACCGGGAACUCAGCAGAAGCUCUCAACGCAUGACCAUGAACGGCUACUAA